Molecule: messenger RNA, 678 nt
Organism: Ipomoea triloba (trilobed morning glory)
Lineage: Eukaryota; Viridiplantae; Streptophyta; Magnoliopsida; Solanales; Convolvulaceae
Product: dnaJ homolog subfamily B member 1-like
Cellular component (GO): cytosol
Molecular function (GO): protein-folding chaperone binding
Source: RefSeq, a predicted model, not a curated record
AUGGGGGUGGACUACUACAAGUCGGAAGCUGAAGCCAAGUCCAAACAUAUCUCUGAAGCUUAUGAUGUGCUGAGUGAUCCUGAGAAGAGGGCAGUUUAUGAUAUGUAUGGUGAGGAGGGGCUUAAGAGUAGAUCCAACCCAAGAAGUGAUAUGCAUAGGAAAGCGCCUGUCAUAGAAUGGCCAUUGCCCUGCAGCCUUGAAGACCUCUACAAUGGCACUACUAAGAAAAUGAAGAUUUCCAGAAAUAUUAUUGACGCUAGGGGCAAAAAGGUGACGGUAGAAGAGAUUCUGACCAUAAAUAUCAAGCCAGGUUGGAAGAAAGGCACAAAGAUUACCUUCCCGGAGAAAGGCAACGACGAGACCAUCGAGGAGAAACCUCAUAAAGUAUUUACCCGGGAUGGGGAUGACUUGAUCGCCACGCAAGAGAUUAGUUUUGUAGAGGCAUUGACUGGCUACACCGUGGGUUUCACUUCCCUGGAUGGCAGGAACUUGACCAUCCCUAUCAACACCAUCAUACACCCAAACUACGAGGAAGUUGUUCCAAGGGAAGGUAUGCCCAUCCCUAAAGAUCCAUCAACUAAGGGAAACUUGAGAAUCAAGUUCGACAUAAAAUUUCCCACAAGCCUAAAGGCAAGCCAGAAAGCUGGCAUAAAAGAGCUAUUUGGGUAUUCUGGCUGA